Labrus bergylta (ballan wrasse) is the source of this 8157-nucleotide messenger RNA. RefSeq names its product beta/gamma crystallin domain-containing protein 1. The record is from RefSeq and is a predicted model, not a curated record. Lineage: Eukaryota; Metazoa; Chordata; Actinopteri; Labriformes; Labridae.
UCCUGUGAGCCUCAGGGUGUGUUACCUGGCCCGGGCAGAUUCCGCCUGCAUGUCAGCUUUUCUUACCCUGGGAAAAAAAAAUUCUAUGGCAUCUCUGUUAGUCUGCAGGGGUUAGCUCAGAAAGUUUCUUAUUUUAGCUUGCCACACAUUAAUUAGGCGGUGGAGAUCUGAGGAGGGGACAGGUUUACCUCACAGAGGCGGAGGAGUUCUGAAAGGCUUCAUUCAUGAAAGGCUUCAUUGCAGCGGGCUGCUUUUGACUCGGUUAUUCACGAAACAGCUGGGAAGGCAGCAGAAGCAGUGUAAACAUGUCUGAGACCCCCGAGGAGCAGCCGAGUACUGGGGUCUUGGGUCGUAUUGGGAGCUGGUUUUCUCCGUGGAGGGGAAAGGGUCCUAAAAGUCCUUCUGAAAAUGACUCCCCGACUUCCGACCAGGUUUUUAAGUCAGAGGGAGAAGAGGAGGAGAGUGAGGAUUCUCUGAGACGCAAAGCAAGGGGAGAAGAGCAGCUCUCCAGAAACAUUUUCCUCUUUGAAGGCGAGGACGCCACGCAGUCUGCCCGCAGAGUCAGCUCCGUUGUGAGCAGCACUGAGACAGCCGGAGGAGGUCCAAAUGAGGAGGAGUUUGUUGGGUGGAGGAAGGAGAGAACAGGGCAGGGCAAAGACAGGGAGGAGAGCAGCAACGGUACUUCAGAGAGCGGGAAUCCUGAGAGGAAUGCCAGCCAUCUGACACAUCUCUCUUCUCUUCCUGAGCGGGGAGUGUUGUGGGACUCUGACCGAGCCCACGCCCAGCCUCAGGCCCAGAGACAAGCACAGGCCCAGACAGGCAAAAGGCUCCAUGUGUACCUGGAGGAGACCAGCGUGAGUCACUGUGGCAAAGACACACACAGUGCCGGACAGGAAGUGGUCACUAGAAUCAAGACAAGCCUACAGGUUCGACCCAAGGCAAAGUCAACAGAGAGUUUUGAUCCGCCAGACAGCGCAAGUUCAACAAGUACAGAGAACAAAAGGACAAAUGUAACGCCUGCGAUUGGGGCACAGAGUUAUUACAGUGCCCUAGUGGGAGUGUCACUGAAAUCACACAAAGACACACAGUUAGAUCCUGAACCUGAUCAAAAACAAACAGAAGACGACACUAUGGGGCGGAAAAACUCAGCCAAAAGAAGAUUCAGGAAGAAUUCUCAGGGAGAUGGCAGGAACAGCCCUCAGCAGGAACAAAACCCUCCCAGCGCUGUCACAGAGGGAAUCCCUACGUCCGACCAGGCAGUGACCAGCCCUCAGGGCGAAAGUCCAAACACUCACACGGGAGAGUCGUCUCUAAACUCCUCCUCUAGACUCAGCCCCUCCCCUCUGGGCUCACCUGAAGGAGGAGAAGGUAAGACUUCCUGUCCUGAUUCUGUCGCCCAGCUGGAUGAAUUCCAGGACUCAAGCUCCACUGUCACAGCAUCCACUGUGGCGAGUGUGGUGGAUGGAGGCGCAAACAUGGAGGACGACAGUCUUUACAAAGUUGAGAGGAAAACAGAGACGCCGGAGUCCAAACGCAGGAGUCUUAAGGUUUCUCGCAGUGAGGUGAAGUUUUUCCCCAAAAACAUACCUUUGAAGCAAGUUCCAACGGAGGACACGCAGGAUUUUAGGUCAAUGCUUAAGAACACCAAAGAUGAAGCAAAGAAUAAAGCCAAAACAGAGACUGAUUCAAGACAACACAACCUUAAGAAAAUUGAUGAGGAACCUAAGCCAGUCGUUGGCCGGAUCACCGAUAAAAUCAGCCUCUUUGAGGGCCCUACAGUCGGCGUCAGCAAGUCGACCUUUCAAACGCAGAGGAAUGCCGAUGUUUCCCCAGUCAGGAAAGCCACAGAGCAGCUGAAAGCAGAUUUUUCAUUAUCCGACCAGAGGUCAAGAUCGACUGAACGUGAUGACACGCUCAGGUCCAGCUCUGCAUCGCCCGCCAGGGAGAAGCCGAUGACGAUCAAGGAGCGAAUGAAGAACUUCACAGACGCAUCCAAAGCAGGUGAAAGGGCAGAAAAGCCUCAAAAGCCAGUUAUGCCUAGAAUGCAUCAAAAAUCCACUUUAUCUGCUGCAUCAAAGUCACCAGAACUGGACGAUCAGGGUAAACAGGAUACUAAAGAGCAAAAGCAUACAGAUGUAAAAACAGAGAAAACUUCAAAACCAGAAGGACAAGAUACGACUGAUGCAGGGGUAAAGAUUAUCACUCCUAAAGAACGACCAAAUGAGUCCUCAACAAAGGACACAGUGGCCUCAAAAACAGUAGAUCAGGGUUCAAAACCUAAUAGUGCUGAAAAGGCUGCUGCAGCUAAAGGGUCAGGUGACUCUACAGAACUGACCAUCAGCCUCAGCCCACAGCCAAAAGGCAGAACAGGCCCCCGCUCUAAAAGAAAAAGUAAGGAGCCAACCAGUCCAAUGAGCCCAAACAUGGACUACAAACUAGAACACUCUACAACAGAACCAGAGGCCACAACUAUGAAACCAGAACCGGUGGGUGUUACAGAAAGGGCAUCUGCAUCCAAACAACCGGCAGAGGAGGUCAUACCACCAUGUGAUACAGCCGACAAGAAGACACCAGACAAACCGUCUUUGUCUGAUACCCAACAGAAAGCCUUGAAGAAUGAUUCAAAGGACUCAGGCAAACAGAAGAAACAGUCCGAUUCUUCUUUUAAAAAGGAGAAAAUUGACAAACCACUUGAAAGGCAGGGGGGAUUGGCUGAACCGUCUGAAAGCAAAGACAAAUUUGAUACUGAUGCUUGUAGCAGUGAAACAAAGUCUCCUGUUGAUAAGCAGUCUGUUAUUUUACCCCAAAAUGACAAAAAAGCAGGGGGUUUGUUCACCCAGGCCUCCAAGGACAGCAGGGAAAAGACAGCCCCCUCCCCCUCACCUGCAGCAGAAAGACCUAUUAAGAAACCUCCUUUGAAGGAGCAGGAGCCAACCGCUGAACAGCCCAAAUUAAAUAAAGACAUGUCAGUGCCAUCUGAACCAGAGAGGAAAGGAAAAGUAAAGGAACCCAAUCAAGGAGAGGCAGGACAAAAAGCGCAAUCCAAAACCAAGGACAAAGAACUAAUUGAGCAGGCUGAGAGUAAAGAAAGGGACAAAUUAAACAAUUUAGAAAGCAAAAAAACAAAACAGGCUAAGAGUAAAGAAAUUGACAAUAUAGAAAAGGCACAGAGCAAAACCACUAAACAGGGUGGGCGUAAAGAAGUGGAGACAUUAGAAAAGGAAGGGGGCGACAAAUACGAGCAGGCUCAAAGUAAAGAGGUGGGAAUAAAGGGGAGUGAGAAAACAAAUCAGACUAAGAAGAAAGAGGAGGAAAAAACACAGCAGCGCCUGCAGUCAGAUAAAAAUACCACAAAGACAGAGGGUUCCAACGGUGGGAAAGGUUUCCCAGGUACAGAUGGGGCGGCCUUUAGAAAAGAUGAAAGAAAGAAUGUUGAAAGAAAAGAGGAGACACAGCUCAUCAAAAACACAACAAAGCCGAAAACCAACCAACAGGAUUCAGCCUCUGAGUCUUCAGUAAAGACAUCAUCAGACGUCCGAGCUCAAACACAGCAUGACGGGCGGAACAAGUCUACACAAAAAGCUGGCGUUGGCACAAUCACUCUUGCCAAUGAAGCUGCAAGUGGGAUGGACAGUGAUAAAGGGCCGUUGAAGGGAGAGACGGCAACAAAUGUGCAAAAGAAGGCUGCAGAAAGCUCUGGAACAGACAGAGAGUCAGUGUUGACCGCAGCGGAUCCAAAGCCUAAUUUUGUAUCCGUGGAAAAAUCUGAAAACUCACUGGAUGACUCAUGUGCACAUGGUGCUAAUGAUGCUAUGCUCUCCAGCUCAAAGCCUAUUACCAGAGCAAAUACAGCUGAUGAGGAAGUGACUGUAAAAGCCAGCACUGACUCUCCAGCACUGAUUACUGCGCGGGCUGACAACACGGCAGAGGAGGAAAAGUCAGGAGGUAGUGAGAAAAAGAGAAAGGAUGUUACAGAGAAGAGUUCGGGUGUCAAAUCAGUGCCGUCAGAAGUCAAAAUCUCAGGAGAUUUUGCGAAACGUCCUGAGAGAAGCCCACUUAGUGAGGAAUCAGAAAAUACACAAAGCACAAGGGAUAUCACACCACUGAAGGGCGCAGAAAAAACAGCACAGAUGUCCUUGGAUAGCACUGCUUCAAACUCUACAGUCAAUGUGGUAGAGAAGACUGCUGAUAGAACAAUGCAGACACUAAAGAAUGAACUUUCUUCUGUUGCUAGUGGGGAAAUCUCCUCACAUCCACAACCCAAAACUGACAUAAAGCAACCAGUCAAUAGCAAGCCGGGUCAGACCGAAAAAGUACCAACUUCCCCAGAGUCAAAGAAGCUAAUCCAAGACUCAGUCCAGCGUUCACCCAUGAAGAAGCUCCAGUUUCCACGUGGACUAAGCAAAGAUGAUUCAGCAACAGGGCAAGACGCCCCCUCCAGCUGGCUGGAUGUGGACUUUCCAAAGCGGAAACUCAAAGUCUCCAUGGCUAAGCUGACCUCUGCCGGAAGUGAGAGUAACCUUCUGGACGCACCAGAUGACCUAGAUGAUGACGAUUUUGUCGAGAGAAUCAAGAAACUCUGCGCCCCGUUCUCCCUCCCACCACGUAGACACAACCCGUACGGGACACCUCAGCCACCUUUCGCCUUGCCUGCAAUCAAGGAGGACCGCUACGAGAAGACGUUUGACCCUGAAGAGUUUAAAUUUGGCUUGCGGAAGAAGAAGCAGUUCACCAUUGAUACGACCCCAAGCAGCUUAGCCAAACUACAGAACGCAGAGGAAAAAUCUGGCCUGAAACUGGCCAGGGCGAGUUUGGCCGACAGGAGCCUGCUGCUGAACAGCUUGGACACUCAUUCUCGCCUCAGGGAAAACACCCCCGUAAAUGAAGAGGAAGAAGUCAAGGAAGAGAAAGACGACCAAAUCAAGUGGAAGUCUCGCUUGGAGGGGAGCUGUGUCCUCAGCAGCCUGAGCUCCUCCAUCCUCAGGGGAAAGAGGAUUGGAUUUCAAACCCAGGGAGAAGGCACUAACUCUGGGGAGGUUUCACCUAGCGACUCACCCCACACUAGCCCUCCACCUUCAUCCCAGCCACCCCCACCAAGCCCGACUUCUGCAGCUCCACUCAAAGACACACUCGCAAAGCAGAGCCUGCUCCCGAGAAACAAAGAGGAAGACCAGGCCGGGGAGGCUGUGGUCAGUGACUCAGCCCCUCUACUUCCUUCCUUUAACGACAUCAAGCUGCCAGACUAUUUAGAGAAGUACCUCCCUCGAGAACCAAAACCAGUGCAGAGCAAACAAGGACAAGAGCAAGUCAGAACAGAGGCUGCUGGGAAAAUGACAACUCCAACCCCUGUAGUGGAAAGAGAUAGGGCUAUGAAACCAGUUCCAGUUCUUCCUGAUGCUAAGCCUCCACGUUUUCCUGAGAUCUCUCCACCCACACACUCCACACUGACUGAGCUCAAGCAGCGUCCAGCUCAGCCACAGGGAAUACUUAAUAACAUUACAAGAACUGCCAGGGGAUUUCACAAGCGCCCUGGAAAGAUGGUGUUGUUUGAGAAAGCUCAGUGCAGCGGCCAGGCGUUUGAGAUUUACAGGGAUGUAGCAGAUGCUACGUCUCUGCAGCUCUCGCCUCACAUAUCUGUCAAGGUGGUUAGAGGAUGCUGGGUGCUCCACGAGAAGCCAGACUAUCAGGGACGCUGCAUCGCCUUAGAGGAAGGUGACAUUGAAUUGACAAACUUGUGGGCAGAAUCUCUGCCAGGAGCCGAACCACAGAACAGCCCACCAAUGCGUAUUGGAUCUAUUAGACUGGCUGUCUGGGAUUACAACAUCCCCCAUAUUGAUCUGUUUACUGAACCAGAGGGCCGAGGCAGAGUAACACCUUACCACGAUGACACCUUUGAGACGGGCUCGUUUGGCAUCCCGCUGAACACCGCUUCUAUCCAAGUGCACUCCGGGGUGUGGCUGGUGUUCAGUGACCCUGGCUUUCAGGGCAUGGUAGGAGUGCUGGAGACAGGAGUGUUUCCUUUCCCUGAGACCUGGGGCUUCCAAUCACCAUUUGUCGGAUCUAUUAGACCAUUAAAAAUUGGUGGUUUCAAAGUGGAAAAUCCCAAUGAAGUCAAGGCUAUGGUGUAUGACGAGCCUGGCUUUCAGGGCUCCUGUUUGGAAGCCGACAGUGAUGUUUUCAGCUUUUGUGAGAGUGAAGGAGACGAUGCAACAGAUGGAGUAAACCCUGACUCAAAGGAAAUUACAUCUGCUGCUUCUUUAAAGAUCAUCGGAGGACUCUGGGUGGGCUACAGCCACCCUGGGUUUGAGGGCCAGCAGUACAUCCUGGAGGAGGGAGAGUACAUGGACUGCAGCGACUGGGGAGGCUCAGAACCGCUCCUGUCACUGAGACCAAUACUGUCUGACUUCCUGUCUCCACACUUAAAAAUGUUCAGCGACAGAAACUUCGGAGAUCUUGGCGUCAACAUUGACCUAUCAGUGCCGGUCAUCAACAUGGACGACACGGGCUACGGCGUGAAGACGCAGUCUAUUGAUGUCAUCGGCGGAGUAUGGGUUGUGUUUGAGGAGCCUGGCUUUUGUGGGGAGUCUUACAUCCUGGAAAAGGGACUGUAUGGAAGCCCGGAGGACUGGGGGGCGCUUCAGCCCAGAGUGGCCUCAGCAAUGCCUGUUGUGCUGGGUGAUUUUGAGAAUGCCGCCAAGUUUAAGGUGCAGCUUUUCUCUGAUCCUGGUUUCCAAGGGACUGUCCUUGCUCUGGAGGACAGCGUGGCCUCCCUGCAGGACGGCUCCACUGUGGCGUCGUGCAAGGUCCUGGCCGGCAGCUGGCUGGCAUUCGAGGGUCAGGAUUUCUCUGGGAGGAUGUACGUGUUAGAGGUGGGGAGCUACCCAGAUCUGAGAGCGAUGGGCUUUUUCAACACCAGCUCCUCCAUCCAGUCACUACAAAUUACUGGCUUUGAGUUCUCGCUGCCUGCCGUCACUGUUUUCGAGCGGGUUGGUCUGCGUGGGAAGAGAGUGGUGCUGACAGAUGGGUCGGUCAACCUUCAGCUGGAUGCAGGUUGCAGCAGAGUCCAGUCCGUGUUAGUGGAAGGAGGCAUGUGGGUGUUGUAUGAGGAAAUCAACUAUCGGGGCGCUCAGAUUUUGCUGAAACCUGGUGAGAUCCCUGACUGGCAUCAGUUCAGCAACUGGAGGAAAAUUGGCUCCCUCCGCCCUCUUCUUCAGAAACAAGUGCACUUCCGAAUAAGAAACAGACAGACAAGGCUCAUGAUGUCGCUCUCCGGAAAUUUGGAUGAUGUCAAACUGAUGCGGAUCCAAGAAACAGAGGAGACAGACGGGUUCGAGCAGAUCUGGCUCUAUCAGAACGGACAUCUUCACUGCAAGAUGCUGGAGGAGUGCUGCCUGAGCCCCAGUGGAAGUGUCACGAUGGCAGGAAGCCGAGUAGGUCUCAACCCAGAGCCACAAAACCACCUCUGGAGCAUCACACCUGAGGGCUUCAUCCGCUACACUCCAACCUCUGAUCUGGUCCUGGAGGUCAAAGGGGGUCAUAACUACGACAAAAACCAAGUGAUUCUCAACAAAAUCGAUCCUCAUAAACUGCAUCAAAGGUGGGACGUGGAGAUUAUAUGAACUCAUAUUUCGCUGCUGAACUGGAACCCAAACACUACAAGAGGCACACAUCUACGGCAUGCUCUGUAACGCAGCUGCUAAAGGACGACGCACGGCCGUGGAGAUGAUCGACCUCUGCUGCAGGAGGACAAAAAAAACAAAAAAAACAUCUCCAAUGGGGGAUCAAUAAAGAGAGCGGUGAUACAUCUGUAAGAAUGUCAAGCAAUCAACCAAACGUACGAAGAGUGAAAUCUGAUUUUAAAAACCUCAUAUUUUACACUUUACUAGGAAAAUGUGUACUGAGUUUUAGUUUUGACAUUUUAAAAUCUGUUUGCCUGAUGUUAAUUUACUUGAACAGUGUUAACACUUUUUCAUAUAUUUGUAUUAUAUAUAUAUUACUCUAUAUUACUCUCGAGCUGCAUGCAACACGACGAUGCAAAAAAAGUGUCUCUUGAAACAUGUUUUUUUUUCCUUUUGUUUAAUCAAAAACUAGACAGCACACGAUUCCUCUGUUUUCAGAAUAAUAAAAGUAUUUUUGUCAAUAAAUCUCUUAAAUAGA